Molecule: messenger RNA, 1230 nt
Organism: Mesorhabditis spiculigera
Lineage: Eukaryota; Metazoa; Nematoda; Chromadorea; Rhabditida; Rhabditidae
Source: the annotation of a GenBank genome assembly
AUGCGCCAUGGCCACUUCACCAUCCGAGGCACCCCAAAAUCGACGCGCACCGAAACGAAGAAUCAGGCGAAUGAUGAUACGAGUUCGAUCACGGAUGAUGUGCGCGGAGCAGAAUACUAUCACGGACUUGUGCCGCGUACCGACGUCGAGCCGCUGCUGAAGAAGGACGGGGAUUUCCUGUUGAGGAAGACUGAACAUACCCCUGGCGUGAUCGUGCUGGCGAUUUCGGUUCGCGUGGGGACGGCGGUGCGUCACUUCAUGAUCAACCAAGAUCCCAGCGGAACAUUCUAUCUGGAGGGUCAUCACGAAAAGUCCAUCUCGGAACUCAUAAAUUGGCAUAGGACGACAAAGACCCCGCUGUCGGCCACCUCAAACGCCGUGCUGAAGCGACCGGUGGAGAGGACGGCCUGGCUGCUCAACCACGAUUCCAUCACACUCGUCAAGAAGCUUGGAGAGGGAGCUUUUGGGGAGGUAUUUCUGGCUGAAUACGCGAUGGGUAAGGACAAGCAAGAGGUGGCGGUGAAGACGAUGCGCACCGAGGUGACCCGCGAGGCUCGCCUCAAAUUCAUGAAGGAGGCCCGCCUGAUGAGAAAGUACAGCCAUAAACAUGUCGUCAAGAUUCUUGGUGUGGCGGUGCACGAGCACCCGUUGAUGCUUGUGAUGGAGGUGUGCCCUGGGGGUUCUCUACUCUCCUAUCUGCGCAAGAAUAAGGGCAAAAUGGAUGGCGCCAUCAAGAUUCGAUUCGCUACGGAAGCGGCCGACGGACUGUGGUAUCUCGAGAAGCAGUGCUGCAUCCAUCGUGACAUUGCCGCCCGGAAUUGUCUCCUCAGCGGCAAGGCGGAGGUCAAGAUCUCCGAUUUCGGGAUGUCGGACGACAAGAAGAUUGUACACGACGACACCCUGGACAAGGUGCCCGUCAAGUGGUUGGCCCCGGAGACGCUGCAGGAUAAGCUGUACUCGCUGAAGACCGAUCAACCUUUACCACUGUUUUUGGGUGUGCUCGUGUGGGAGAUCUACGCCGACGGAUCGGAGCCCUACCCGGGACUGUCCAACAUCCAGACACGCGCCAAGAUCAUUGUCCAGAAUUACCGGAUGGAGAUGCCGAAGGACUGCCCCCCGAGUGUCGCCAAGCUCAUCUACCAGUGCUGGGAGAAAGAAUCGAAGGCUCGCCCCGAGAUGGGCAAGAUCUAUCGCUCCCUCAAGGAGAUCAAGGAACGAUCUACCCGCCAA